AUGAAAUACUUAGUUAUCUUUAUCUGCCUUUCUUUAGCUCUAGCAAUUCCUUCAUCGGCGCACGCUUCAAUAAAAGAGUUUGAAAAAAUAUGCUCAGACCCCAAAAGUCAAAAAUGCGUAUUUUACCUAAUCACAAAAGCAAUAGAGCUUGCUAACUUCAAAGGAUCAGAAAAUUUGUUAGGCUCAGGAUUCCAAGACUUUUUCUAUGGAAUAUAAUCCAUGCACUCGUAUAGAUUUCUCUUUAAGACUUUUACAAUGGACGGCUGAAGUGCUGGAAUAUUCAAUACCAGGGAAAUGGGCUCGAUAACAAUUUAUAAUAGUUUAUUAGUAUAGGAUGAUAUAUAAGUAUAUAGUAAUUGUUCCUAAGUCAAAAAGAAAGACAUUUGUUUAUGAAACAAGUUGAAUUCGGGAUCUUAUCGGAAGAGUUUGGGUUGCUAUGCAAGCGGACACUAAAAAUGGAAACUGGGCAAAGAGUGAUCUCAGGAGAAAGUAGCUGAUAUGUGAAAGAAGUGCAUAAAGACUGCCUUUAUCGUGGUUCCCAGCAGCUUGGGACAGUGUAAUCUGAACUAACCCUUGUUCCUGAGUCGCGGGAUUUUGUUGUGUUCGAUCCAUUUUUAUUGCCGACUUUGACAAGCCAAGGUAACUUGGCGAGCCUAAUUAUAAAUGAAAAUGUAAAUAAGCAACGCUACAAUACAUACAAAAUAUAACAGUGCACCAGACAAUAGACCCUUGAAAUUUAAUAGGCAAGCAGCAAUGCUUUCAAUGAUGAAAAAACAAAAUGAAAAUAUCAACUUAUAUAGGCAUCUUUCGAUAAACAUUGUUUUUAAUUCGCCCUAUACACCUCAAUUUGCAUUUGCCGAAAGAGUAUAGGGAUGAUAAAAAAUAAGUUUAACAGAGUUGAAGGAAAUGAGAUCCUUAAAAGUUGAAUACUGUGCGAGAGUUAGAAAUGCAAGUUUUAAAUAUUUUAGACAAGAUUUUUGAUUACAAUACACAUAUAAGCUUCUCUUAGUGAGUUCUUUUCGCUGCCGAUCCGCUCGAAUCCGCUUCAAGUAAUAUCUGCUAAAUGCUAACGGCAAUAAGUAUCACCCUUUACAUAUACCAGAGAAUUGAACAUGUAGAUUGGAAUAUUUUGUACAAGAUUUUCAACGAUAAUGCACGCUUAAGCUUUAUCAAUAAUUAAUUCUUGCUGCCUAAUCUGCUCGAAUCCGCUUGCAGUAAUAGCUGUUAAACGCUAAAGGCAAUAAGUAUCGCCAUUUACAUAUACGAGAAUUAAAGUAAAAGUUUGAAAGUAUUUUGUACAAGAUUUCUAAUUCUAAUGCACGCUUAAGCUUUAUUUAAUAAUUAACUUUUACUGCCUAAUCCGCUCGAAUCCGCUUCAAAUAAUAUCUGUUAAAUUCUAACGGUAAUAAGUAUCACCCUUUACAUAUAUCAGAAUUGAACAUGCAGAUUAGAAUAUUUUAUACAAGAUUUUCAACGAUGAUCCACACUUAAGCUUUAUUCAAUAAUUAUCUUUUGCUGCCUAAUCCGCUCGAAUCCGCUUCAAGUAAUAGCUGUUAAUGUUGACGGCAAUAAGUAUCGCCCUUUACAUGUACCAGAAUUGAACAUGUAGAUUGUAAUAUUCUAUACAAGAUUUUCAACGAUAAUGCAUGCAUAAGCUUUAUUCAAUAAUUACCUUUUGCUGCCUAAUCCGCUCGAAUCCGCUUGCAGUAAUAGCUGUUAUAUGCUACCGGCAAUAAGUAUCACCCUUUGCAUAUGCCAGAUUAAAAUGCAAAUUUGAAAGUAUUUUGUAGAAGAUUUCUAAUGCUAAUGCACGCUUAAGCUUCUCUUAGUGAGUACUUUUUGCAGCCUAAACCACACAAAUCCGCUUCAAGUAAUAUCUGUCAAACGCUAACGGCAAUAAGUAUCACCCUUUAUAUAUACUAGAUUAAAGUGUAAAUUUGAAAUUAUUUUGUACAAGGUGUUUAAUUAUAAUAUAUCUAUAAGCUUCUCUUAGUGAGUACUUUUUGCUUCCUAAUCCGCUCUAAUCCGCAUCAAGUAAUAUCUGUUAAACGUUAAACGGCAAUAAGUAUCACCCUUUAGAUAUACUAGAAUUAAGCAUGUAGAUUAAAAUAUUUUAUACAAGAUGUUCAACGAUAAUCAAAAAUCUUUUAUAAAAUAUUAUAGCGUUGCUUAUUUACAUUUUCAUUUAUAAUUAGGCUCGCCAAGUUACCUUGGCUUGUCAAAGUCGGCAAUAAAAAAUGGAUCGAACACAACAAAAUCCCGCGACUCAGGAACAAGGGUUAGUUCAGAUUACACUGUCCCAAGCUGCUGGGAACCACGAUAAAGGCAGUCUUUAUGCACUUCUUUCACAUAUCAGCUACUUUCUCCUGAGAUCACUCUUUGCCCAGUUCCAUUUUUAGUGUCCGCUUGCAUAGCAACCCAAACUCUUCCGAUAAGAUCCCGAAUUCAACUUGUUUCAUAAACAAAUGUCUUUCUUUUUGACUUAGGAACAAUUACUACUUAUAUAUCAUCCUAUACUAAUAACUAUUAUAAAUUGUUAUCGAGCCCAUUUUCCUGGUAUUGAAUAUUCCAGCACUUCAGCCGUCCAUUGUAAAAGUCCUAAAGAGAAAUCUAUACGAGUGCAUAGAUUAUAUACCUAGGAAUUCAAGAAAACCCAAUUUCUCCUGGUUUUUGUGUCAAUUCUUUUACCCCUCUUUCCUAUUCUUAUUCUCAGCUGCGUCAAAGUAUAAUUUCCAUUUUCACUGAACUAAAUCUGAACUAUCUAUUCGCAGCCAUCACCAAUUUUAACUAUUACAACAAUAAGCUUGUAAAUUCCUGGGAUUUAUGUGGGGGUAACUAUUUAUCAACCAUUUUACCAAAUUUAUUUACUGAAGAUGGGUUCGGAAAUCUCAUAGUGAAUUUUGGAGCCAGCUAUGCGCAGAUAAUAGAGAAUUGGGAGAAAUUAGUAGAAAAUGCUGGUAAUAAUAACUAUAUAAAUGCUGGCGCUGCUUGUGGGGAAAUUCUAAGCGAUCUACUGGAUUUUUCAAUUUAA
This is a messenger RNA of Blepharisma stoltei, 3031 nucleotides long. The record is from the annotation of a GenBank genome assembly. NCBI's taxonomy places the organism in Eukaryota, Ciliophora, Heterotrichea, Heterotrichida, Blepharismidae.